Agrilus planipennis (emerald ash borer) is the source of this 1834-nucleotide messenger RNA. RefSeq lists its product as uncharacterized. The coding region runs from base 83 to 1834 and encodes 583 amino acids. The transcript is spliced from 9 exons. Gene Ontology annotation, biological process: protein localization to plasma membrane. Gene Ontology annotation, cellular component: plasma membrane. The record is from RefSeq and is a predicted model, not a curated record. NCBI's taxonomy places the organism in Eukaryota, Metazoa, Arthropoda, Insecta, Coleoptera, Buprestidae.
UAUGUCAAAAAGCAAAUAAAAAUAUAACUCCACAAAAAAGGGGUUUUAGAAGUGAUAAUACGUAAUAAUUUUGAGCAACAUAAUGACCCAUUUUUUACAAAGCGAGCUGCCACCUGAUGAUUCUGAAUCAAAAAUAUUACAAAAAAGACCAUCAAUCCCGGUUACGUCUACAAUUGAUAUUUUCAGUACAUCCAGUGUUCUAAUACAAAAGGAUAUAGGCAAAUUAAAGUUGAAAAAAUCGAAAAGGUUGUUAUGUCUUGUGUGUAAAAAUCCCCCCAAAUAUACUUCGGGAGAGAUGGAGUUACGUUUGCAGAGAUUACAAAGGCUUUGUCUCUCGCAUGUGAGGGAUGCUUACAGACUUCAUUUACUUCGUUUACAAGGUUUGGAAUUGAUACAAGAAUUUUUGCAAAGGGCUCGUGUUAACGAUUUGACAAUUCAACACAUUAAACCUCUUGUUUGGUGUGCCGUGAGUUGUCUUCAUCAUUUUUAUAUUAGGUCCUCUUUUAAACGCGGAAUCACACCAUGGAUCAGAAGGAGACAAGCAAAAAGGGCGACCACGAUUUUUGAAAAAGUUUUACAAUUUUUAGAAAUGCAUCGUCACAUUGUUAUAGAAUCAGCGUUGACAUUUCUUACCGAAGGUCAAGUAUGGUAUGAUGAAUAUAUUACAUCCGAGACUCUGAAAAGCCUUUUCGAUACCAGCGAACAAUAUGAGAAGGGUCUUCAAAUAAUAUUAGACAAUUGCUUGUCGUUAUUACCAAAUGCAGUUGUUUAUGCUGAUCAAAUCUUAUCAACACUGACGUACACAAUAAAAAACCAUAUAUGGCUAGAGUUAAGUGACGAUCUCAUAGAAAGAAUUCUGAACAUUUAUCUCAUCAGUCUCAAUCCAGAAAACGAAGAAAAUUAUUUGUAUGCACCAAUGAAAGAAUGCCUGGAAUCGUUCGUGAAAGUCGUUUUGGAACGAAUUAGCAGCACUGAACAUAUGAAAAUACUAAGCGAACUGAUAAAAUGGCUGAUGGCGAACAAUCUUCGUCACGAAUUAGUUCUGGAAUUCGGUAAUUUAAUUGAACACGCUGCUAAAGCUCAUUCAAUUACCUUUUAUUACGAAACCCUGGUCGAGGAUGUACUGCUGUUGGUUUUUAAGUUGAUCGCGUCGGAAACCAGAUCUUACAGUCUUUUAGGAAAUCGAAUUUUCCAAUGUUUGAUGGACAGAGGCAAAAACAGGAGUUACUUUGAUACUCCAAAGAUAUUCUUUAGGGAUAUUAAGUACGACAUCGAAGUAAAAGAAUGCAAAUCCUGUGACGCGUAUUUUAUUAGGAGGUUUAGAGAGACAAUUCACGAUACUUUCAUGAGAGCUGUUAAAAAUCAUGGCUCGUACAGAUUGAAUUUAGAAAACGUAUACAGAUCAAUAUGCAUUCUCAUUGUCGAAGUCCCCGCUGGUUCUACAGCGGCGACGGUGGUUUGUUUGGCGAUGGCUUGCCAAGAAUAUGCUAUUUCUGGAGUCGAUUUGGACAUGAGCUAUACAAAUCAAAUACAUGCAACUGUAAUCUCUAUAUUAUCGUUGGUGUGCUGGGUGAAUUCAGCAGAUGUUUUUUACGAUUAUCUUUACUCAAUAAUGGAGAAGAGGGCGGCCGAAGCCCCCCAAUUGAACCCCCCUUUACGUAACACUUACGAGUACGCAGAACAUCAUGUUCAGUGGCUGAAGCUCGACUUAUUUUUCGAAGAUUGGGAGGUCAGGUACGGACUUUGGAAACGCUUCAAAAAAUCAGAAAAGAAACGAAGCACUCUUAGUAAAUUAACCCGCACAGGAUCUAGUUCUCUUAGUCUUAUUGACUAG